CCGGCGCAGGCGGAGCCUGUCGGGGCUGCACCACUGAUGUAACGUUCAUUUCCUUUCAGAGCGGGGUCACUCACAUGAGCCAGGAAUCCGUAUUUUGCCCGGUUUACUGAGCUCUAAUUAACUGCGCAGUGAAAUCUAUAAAGAAACUAUAAUGUUACGAACUCUGUGUCGGAGAAGCGGAGCCAUUUUACAGCAAACUCAGCGGUCGGCGCCGAGGCUCUGGGUCACGCCGGCUCAGCAGCGCUGGGCCUCCAGUCUGCCCAUGAACACGGUGGUUCUGUUUGUGCCCCAGCAGGAAGCCUGGGUGGUGGAGAGGAUGGGUCGCUACCACCGGAUCUUAGAGCCCGGUUUAAACUUCCUCAUCCCGCUUCUGGACAGAGUUCGCUACGUUCAGAGCCUGAAGGAGAUUGUGAUUGACGUCCCAGAGCAGUCGGCUGUAUCUCUAGAUAAUGUGACGCUCCAGAUUGAUGGGGUGCUCUACUUAAGGAUUCUAGACCCUUUUAAGGCCAGCUACGGAGUGGAGGAUCCGGAGUACGCAGUCACACAGUUGGCCCAGACCACCAUGCGUUCUGAGUUGGGCAAACUCACUCUGGACAAGGUUUUCCGGGAAAGGGAGUCCCUGAACUCCAACAUCGUCCACUCCAUCAACCAGGCCUCGGAUGAGUGGGGGAUCCGCUGCCUGCGAUAUGAAAUCAAAGACAUACACGUCCCGCCUCGGGUCAAAGAAUCCAUGCAGAUGCAGGUGGAAGCUGAGCGUAAAAAGAGAGCCACAGUCCUGGAGUCAGAAGGGAUGAGAGAGGCCGCCAUCAAUGUGGCCGAAGGUCGGAAACAGGCUCAGAUUCUGGCGUCAGAGGGAGAAAAGGCGGAGCAGAUCAACCAAGCAGCUGGUGAAGCUCAAGCAGUCUUAGCCAAAGCUGAGGCCAAAGCUAAGGCCAUCCGUCUGCUGUCUGCUGCUCUGGCUGAGAACAAUGGAAACGCAGCAGCGUCCCUUAGUGUGGCUGAACAGUACGUCUCUGCAUUCUCCAACCUGGCAAAGCAGACCAACACCGUCCUUCUGCCCUCGAACACCGGUGACAUCUCAGGAAUGGUCACACAGGCCAUGACCAUUUACAGCACACUGGCCAAGACUGCUUCACCAUCAUCAGCAGCGCCGCCGCCGCCGGAGAAGAAGGAUGAUCUUCCAGACUAUUUGGCGUCCCCUGAAGAGCAGAGGACUCAGUGAAUGAACUCAGGAUGUGAAAUGAAGCAGGAAAUGAUGAAGCGGUCGAGGCUCUGUUGGCCGAGCGGUUCACUCAAACCUUCUCCUGGCUGGACUCAAAGGAGAACGUGCAGACUGUGCGAAGUCGUCCGUCUUUCCCUCGGAGUACGAAAGAAAAUCGCAUCUGUUAGAGGAUCCUCACCGACUGUCUAAGUGAACACAUCAGCCUGCAGGCCAGAUUUCUGCAGCACUGACCGAAAUGUUGGCCCAUCUGGAAAUGAAAUAAAGCUACUUUUACUUUGUACAACCUCCUUUAAAACUAUUGGCACCCUUAAUAAAGAUCAUUAAAACCCUUUGAACUUAUAUAUUUUACCCUUUUUUGCAGUAAGAUCAUCUUGGCUCAAUAACCAUGAGCUUAAAUUACAUUUUAUUUUCUGUCAUCCUUACUGUUGUGGUGGGAAAAUAAACUUUAUUC
Messenger RNA from Cyprinodon variegatus (sheepshead minnow), 1673 nucleotides. RefSeq names its product stomatin like 2 (gene stoml2). The coding region runs from base 152 to 1222 and encodes 356 amino acids. The transcript has 10 exons. Lineage: Eukaryota; Metazoa; Chordata; Actinopteri; Cyprinodontiformes; Cyprinodontidae. Gene Ontology annotation, cellular component: membrane. The record is from RefSeq and is a predicted model, not a curated record.